Molecule: messenger RNA, 1436 nt
Organism: Phragmites australis (common reed)
Lineage: Eukaryota; Viridiplantae; Streptophyta; Magnoliopsida; Poales; Poaceae
Exons: 8
Coding region: 112-933 (273 amino acids)
Cellular component (GO): chloroplast
Molecular function (GO): protein binding
Source: RefSeq, a predicted model, not a curated record
GCAAAUGAAAAAUACUCACCUUACGUUCCCGAUCACUUGCAAACGGCAUUUGGCGCAGAUCUGCUGUCUGCUCUUUUCUCCUCUUAUCUGUCCCACUCGCUUCCCUCCGGAAUGGCACCCGCGUCCCUGACCCUCCACGCUCCGACGACCUCCUUCCCGUUCGCCACCGGCGCCGGAGGGCGAAGUCGACCCCACUGGGCGCCACCGGCGGUCCCCGCACCACUUCCCCCGGCGGCCAUGCCUGCGGUGCCUCGCCGGCUCCUCCUGCCAGCGGCUGCCGGCAUUUGGGACUUCAUCUCCGGCGGAGCGGGCGGUGCCGCCGCCGCAUCCCUGGCUGUCCGGCGAGGUAUGCAGCUCUUCCGGCAGGGGGAUGUGGCUGGGUCGUUGACCGAAUUUGACAGCGCCAUCGAGAUGGAUCCACGGCAGAAGCAAUAUCUUUGGCAGAGGGGCCUGUCAUUGUACUACCUCGACAGGUUUGAGGAAGGUGCAGAGCAGUUCAGACUGGAUGUUGCAGCAAACCCGAAUGACACUGAGGAGUCCAUAUGGUGCUUUCUGUGUGAGGCUCAGCUCUAUGGGGUCGAAGAAGCGAGGAAGCAAUUCUUGGAGGUUGGUUUGGACUCGAGACCUGUAAUGCGUGAAGCUUAUGCAUUGUUCAAAGAUGGUGGAGACCCUGAGAAGACUUUUCGAGUGGCUCUGGUGGUGACGUCUUCUAUUCCUCAUUAUAUGCUGGACUUUACUACGAAUCUCGGGACUUGUAAGCGAGGAACUUGUCAAAGGACACGAAAGCUACCGAGGAAUACUUAUUCAAGGCUAUGCUCAAGCAAGAUUACAAGAGCUCUCUACAUUUACCCUACAACUUUCAUGUCACAGGCAGGACCAAGGCAACAAUUUAUAUGGGUUCUUUGUAUAUACAUUCAUAUGAGAAUGCGUUAGUUCUAGUGUCAAGGACAAUGAUAUUGAGGUUUGUAAUUACAAAUAAAUGCCCACUUUUUGAUGUCUAUACAUGUUCACAGAUUAAUUUUCUCAUUUUGUUAAUGACAAUGCAUGAUGCUGAAAACAAGUCGGCUAAUACUCCAUGAAAUCAUAGCCAUUCAAGAAUAGCUCUCCAGGUUCAUCAAUGGGCAGGUCAUCCAUCCAUAUGGCGAGUUUCAUGACCUAGUGUCUUAACCGUGUGCUACAUCGUACGCCUCCUUAGUUCGAGACUAGUGACUUUCCUAGUACAACACCUACUAGUAAGUAGAAAUAUAAAUAAAAAUUGAACUAUUUUCCAGUCUUAUAGAUCCUUAUUCCACACUUGUUGCAAAACUAUGGUGUACGAGUGAAUGAUGAAUUGUAUGUUAACUGUAUGUGAUAUAUGUGAAUGAUGAAGUGUAUGCAUGAAUUAGAUGUGAAUGAAUUGUCGUGUAUAUAUACAUGAAUGAGAUGCACAUGGUCAA